AUGAAUAGGAAGAACAUGAAAAGACCAGAGUCGCUAUUACUAGACCAGAACUCUCUCAACUCUUCAUUUAAUUUGGAAUCCAAUGAACCUUCGAGCAAGGAGCAUGACAAUUAUAAUGUGGCCUUCAAAAACUCAUUCUCAUUGAAGAAAUCAUCUAAGAACACUACCUCAUCGUCAAUAGAAGUUAAUAAAAAUAGGGGGAGCGGUGGUUCUGUUAACAAUCUAAGGAUAGUCAGUAUCAACAAUUCGACCAGCAGUUCAAACUCAAAGCCAAUGUCUCCUGUGUCCCCAAAAUAUUUGGAAAAGAACAAUGAUAAAAAAUUUUAUGAUUGGACCAGAAUAGAGGUUCAUAAUUGGAUUGUGAAUUUGACUGAUCUUAAUCGAAUUAGCAAAUCUCAAGAAACUGCAAGAACUUUUCUAGAACACAAUGUUACUGGUGAUAUUUUACCUUAUUUGAACAUGCAGCAUUUCAACGACAUGAACAUUAAAGAGUUAAAGAUCAAGUUACUAUUGAAGAAAAAUAUCGAAUCACUUCUAGUGCAGUUUAUGGAUAAAUACUCGAACGAUGAGGGUUUUGAUGAGAUAUUAUUAAAUUCGCAUUUAAUGAAUAAUUAUAAUUCUUCAAAUGUAUCAAGUGCGCUUUACAAUGAUUACAGCAUAGCGUUGACAGAACAAGUCUUGACUAAUCUUUCAGAUCAAAUAAUAAGACUUUAUUCAAGCAGAGUACAGGAUGUCUAUAAUAAUACUAGUGGUGCUAACAACAGUAGCAGCGAUAUCAAUACGGGAAAAAACAAUUCAAAAUCUUCUACUCGUGACAAAAGUGUGGAAAAGAUGGAUCAUGACUUGAAGAAAUUGCAUCAGAAUUUUCAAAGGUUCAAAGAAGAUGUUGCUCCAGUAGUCAAACAUUACAAAACUGCUAAAGCCAAUGUCUCUGCCAAUAGCUCCAUCUCACAAACUCCUAUUGAAAACAACUACUUCUUGAAUAGUACAUUGACACCUUCAAGUCUAAAUGGGUCACCAAGCAUAGUAUCACCAAUGCGAAAUAUUGCUUCGCCAACUAAUCAGCCAUUGUACAAUAAGAGAAGUAACCUUCGAGAUAGUCUUGAGGAUUCACUUGGUGGCUCAACUGGCAUGAAUACUAUCCAAGAUGAAGAUUUGAACGGACUGAAAAAGAAAAGCGGAGAUAGGAUGCUCCUCAACCCAUUCAAAGAAAGAAAAGAUUAUGAUAGAUCACCACUAGAAUCGACAUAUGAGGCAUCCGUACAUUCGAACUCCAGUUUUAAUGGGAGCUCGACACAAUCACAAGUAGCACAGCAAGAUAUACAUCAAAGGACCUUGUCUAAUUCAAGUAUUAAAGCUGGUGCCAUCACAGUUAGUAAAAAUCUCCUCACAGGGACUCCAUCGCCUACUGUGGGUACAAGUGCCUAUCAAACUGCGCAAACUGCAUUGCAGACUCCUAAUUCUGGCACGUAUCCUCCACUUAGUCAUCAACAGUCCAACGUUUCCUUAUACACUAGUAGCAGUGUUAAUAAUUAUGGUGGCAGUAAUGCCCUUGGGGUUCUUUCUGCACCAAGCUCUUCUACACAUGGCAACUUUAACAGUCCAACUACAAUACAAGGUCAACAGUCGAUACAGCAAUCACCAGGCCCACUACUGGGAGUCUCCAGUACUCCGACUGGGGUAAGAACAGAACCGUUGAAGCAACUUAAAGCCAAGUAUGAUGACCCAUGUUAUAAAGUUUUACAAAAGGCAAUGAUAAAACAUAAAAUCAACAACGUGGACUGGAGAAACUACGUAUUGGUAAUUUGUUAUGGCGAUAAAGAAAGAAUAUUGGGCCCUGAAGAGAAACCGGUGAAAGUGUUCAAAGAAUUACAAGACAAAGGAGGUCAACAUCCUUCAUUUAUGAUUAGACAACUAGAAGCAGCGUCACCAAGCUCAGAUAGAUUUGAUGAUGACGGAAACACUAGUGGAGCUUACAGUAGUUAUUAG
Messenger RNA from Saccharomycopsis crataegensis, 1989 nucleotides. It is a transcript of the gene STE50, whose product is annotated as Ste50p. Gene Ontology annotation, molecular function: protein binding. The record is from RefSeq and is a predicted model, not a curated record. The transcript has a single exon. Gene Ontology annotation, biological process: signal transduction. Lineage: Eukaryota; Fungi; Ascomycota; Saccharomycetes; Ascoideales; Saccharomycopsidaceae. The coding region runs from base 1 to 1989 and encodes 662 amino acids.